AUGCGUUUCUACAAGAAGGAAUUGCCGGACGUCGAAGAGGUGGUCAUGUGCCAGGUGCAGCAGAUCGCCGAGAUGGGUGCAUACGUUAAGCUGCUCGAGUACGAUGGUGCCGAGGGUAUGAUCCUACUUUCCGAACUUUCAAGACGUCGUAUCCGAUCCAUUCAGAAGCUCAUCCGUGUCGGCAGGAACGAGGUUGUCGUCGUAUUGCGUGUCGACAAGGAGAAGGGGUACAUCGAUCUUUCCAAACGUCGUGUCUCACCCGAGGAUGUCAUCAAGUGCGAGGAACAGUUCACCAAAUCCAAAGCCGUGCACAGCAUCAUCGCUCACGUUGCCGGCAAGCUCAACCGCGAUGUUGAAGAACUCUACAACGCCAUUGUCUUCCCAUUGCACGACAAGUACGGCCACGCUUUUGAUGCAUUCAAGCUCGCCAUUCUCGACAUGGAUAAGACUUUCGAGGGCAUCCAGAUGGACGAUCAGGUGCGCAAGGAGUUGCAAGCCAACAUCGCGCGAAGAAUGACACCGCAGCCCGUCAAGAUUCGUGCCGACGUUGAAGUUACUUGCUUCGGCUACGAAGGCAUUGACGCCGUCAAGACGGCACUUCGAGCAGGCGAGGCCGUCUCUACCGAGCAGAUCCCUAUCAGGAUUAAGCUGGUUGCACCACCACUUUACGUUCUCAUUACCAACUCGACCGACAAGGUCGGCGGCAUUGCAUUGAUGGAACACGCGCUAGAGAAGAUGACUGAGAGCAUCCGCGCUGCCGGUGGUGAAAUCAACAUCAAAAUGAAACCCAAGACCGUUUCCGAGACGGAAGACCAGGAGCUCGAGCAGCUAAUGGCUCGUGUCGAGAAGGAGAAUGCGGAAGUCGAGGGAGACGAGGAUUCGGAAGGCGACGAGUAA
This is a messenger RNA of Ustilago hordei, 897 nucleotides long. RefSeq names its product putative SUI2 - translation initiation factor eIF-2 alpha chain. Gene Ontology annotation, cellular component: eukaryotic translation initiation factor 2B complex; eukaryotic 48S preinitiation complex; eukaryotic translation initiation factor 2 complex. The transcript has a single exon. The coding region runs from base 1 to 897 and encodes 298 amino acids. The record is from RefSeq and is a predicted model, not a curated record. Gene Ontology annotation, molecular function: ribosome binding; translation initiation factor activity; RNA binding. Lineage: Eukaryota; Fungi; Basidiomycota; Ustilaginomycetes; Ustilaginales; Ustilaginaceae.